UGUGUGUUUGUGAUUAGAGACACAGUGACUGGAUUAAGAGCAUGGGCUCCGGAGUCAGAGUUGGAUUUCAGGACUCUGCCCUUCCCCAGAAGGGGCUGGAGAAAAUGACCAAGUUCCAGGAGCCAGUGUCCUUCAAGGACGUGGCUGUGACCUUCACCAAGGAGGAGCUGGGGCUGCUGGACUCCACUCAGAGGAAGCUGUACCAAGACGUGAUGCUGGAGAACUUCCGGAACCUGGUCUCAGUGGGAUAUCUACCUUUCAAAUUAGAUAUGAUACUACAGCUGGGGAGAAAAAAGAAGCUUUGGGUGAUGGAGCCAGAAGCCCAAGGAGCUGGGUGUUCAGGACACGGGAACCAAAAUGAGAUAGAGACUCUUCAAGAAGCAGGAUUAAGACAGCUUUUACAUGAAGGCCUUAUGUGCUGGCAGAUAUGGGAACAGUUUACAAGUAAAUUAACCAGAACUCAGGACUCAAUAAUAAAUCUGCAAGGCAAGAAGUUGCCAAAACAAGAUGAUUCCUCCUGUGAGGUGUGGUCAGGAGAAUCUACUCAGCUUCCUGAAGAUGAGAACUAUGUAGGAAAGCUUCAAGGAGAGAGUUCCACAAGUAUCAAAAAUCAAGAGUCUCCAACUCAGACAUCCUGGGAUUUCUGGAGAAAAAUGUAUCUGAGAGAGUCACAGAAUUAUCAGAGUAGGUGUCAGCAAAUUGACAUAAAAGAUAAACUGUGUCAGUGUGAUCACUGUGUCAUGAGAAGGAUCUCUCAUCACCAUGGCAAUCAGGAAGUACACAAAAGCGAGAAGGCUUGUGGCCACAAUAAUCAUGGAAAAGACUUUGUGAAGAACACAUCCCAGCAUAGUAUCAUCCACUCAGGAGAGCAGACCUCUGAUGAGACUGGAAAAGGUGUCAGCCUUGGCUAUGAUGUUGAACUUCAUCAGCAGUUGUGUGUAGGAGAGAAGCCCCACGUGUGUAGUGAGUGUGGGAAGGGCACCACGUAUAACUCAGUGUUUCGCCUUCAUUACAGUGUUCACAGAGGAGGGAAACGCAGUGGGAAUGAUGAAUGUGGGGUGGACUUGGGUCAGAGCUCACAUCCGGAGACCCAUCAGAGAGUCAACCCAGGGGAGAAACCCUACAGAUCUGGGGUGUGUGCUGCUGAGAGCUUCAAUCAGAACUCCUCCCUUCCCACUCAUGAGCCCAUUCACCCGGGGGAGAAUCUGUGUAGGGGUGGCAGGUGUGGGAAGGGCUCCAGUCAUAGCUUAGACCUCAACAGUCACUGUGUAGACAACACUGGCGAGAAAUCCUGGAAAUGUGAGCUGUGUGGUAAAGGCUUCAAUGAGACAUCACAAAUUCAAGCCCAUCAGACAGCCUACCCUCAAGACAAAACGUCCAAAUGGAAGGCAUAUGACAGGAUAUUCAGUCAGAGCUCUGGUCCUCUUCAGAGAGUUCACACUGGAGAAAAACCAUAUAAAUGCGAGGUAUGUGGGAAAGACUUCAGUAAGGCCUCCAACCUUCAAGCCCAUCAGAGAAUCCACACCGGCGAGAAACCCUACCAAUGUGAUGUGUGUAAUAAGAGCUUCAGCCGGAAUUCCCAUCUUCAGGCCCAUCAGAGAGUCCACACGGGAGAGAAACCCUACAGAUGUGACACAUGUGGGAAGGAUUUCAGUCAGAUUUCCCAUCUUCAGGCCCAUCAGAGAGUCCACACAGGAGAGAAGCCCUACAGAUGUGACACAUGUGGAAAAGGCUUCAGUCAGAGCUCACAUCUUCAAGACCACCAGCGGGUCCACACUGGAGAGAAACCCUACACGUGUGACGUGUGUGGGAAGGGUUUCAGUUGGAGCUCCCAUCUUCAAGCCCAUCAGAGAGUCCAUACAGGAGAGAAACCCUACAAGUGUGAAGAAUGUGGGAAAGGCUUCAUCUGGAACUCGUACCUUCACGUUCAUCAGAGGAUCCACACGGGAGAGAAACCCUAUAAGUGUGGCAUGUGUGGGAAGAGCUUCAGUCAGACCUCCCAUCUUCAAGCCCAUCAGAGGGUCCAUACAGGAGAGAAACCCUACAAAUGUUUUGACUGUGGUAAGGGCUUUAGCAAGAGUUUGUCUUCAGGUUCAUCAGAGAGUCCAUAGUGGUGAUCAAUCCAGUACAUGCAGAGUGUGAUAAAAGUGUUCUUCAGAAUUUAGACUUCUCAUUUUCAUCAGAAAACGCCCACAACAGGGGCUAUUUAUAAAAUGUUGUAUUUUAAGCAUUCAGGAGGCAGCUGCUUUUUUUUACAGUCAUCCGAAUUCCAUUGGAGGAGACCUAUUUGUUGUAUGAGUAUGGCCAGUGUGUCCAGCAGAGCCCAAAAUGUCACACUUCUCAAGAGAAUGCACAGCAGAGAAACCUUGUAAGGAUGGUGCAGUAGGUUUCAGUCAGAACCUUUACAUUCAAUAGAAUCUACAUGGGGGAGAAGCUUUAAAAAUGAGAAGUACCGUCAGGACUUCAGGAAAAGUAUAAUGAUGGACAUGACAAAAUCCACGUCCACUAGAAUGUAAGCUCCAUGGGGGCAGGAGGUCUAUUUACUGCUUGUAUGACUGUGACCUGGAACCAGUGCCAAACAGAGCAGGUGCCCUGGACUUUGUCUCACUUGAAGGAGAGGAAUAGGACAAACAUUUGAAAAUGUUAGUGAGCUCAAUCCCAAGUAGUCACGAUAAAUUGUACUAGGAAAAGGAUUCUUGGAAGAAGCCUUAAAAGUUAAUUCAAGGAAAUGAUAAUUUAAUAAAAAUAUGUUAAAUCA
Lagenorhynchus albirostris (white-beaked dolphin) is the source of this 2758-nucleotide messenger RNA. It is a transcript of the gene ZNF233, whose product is annotated as zinc finger protein 233. Gene Ontology annotation, cellular component: nucleus. Lineage: Eukaryota; Metazoa; Chordata; Mammalia; Artiodactyla; Delphinidae. Gene Ontology annotation, molecular function: DNA-binding transcription factor activity, RNA polymerase II-specific; RNA polymerase II transcription regulatory region sequence-specific DNA binding. The record is from RefSeq and is a predicted model, not a curated record. Gene Ontology annotation, biological process: regulation of transcription by RNA polymerase II.